AUGGGCGUCGUAACGAACAACAAACAAACUAUCGGCAUGUGCGCGGUGUGCCGCGACUACCCAGUCGAGGAUGACUGCAUCGAUCAAAGUGACCGUUUCUGUUUUUCAUCCACCGAUUACGAGGAGGACGCCAGUGACGGCAGGCCAGUGUAUCUGACGCAAGGUUCGACCCCAGCAACACAGGAAUACGACCCAGACGGACCCGUGCUUUACCCCGUAGCUGCUGGACGCGAGGAGGAAAACCGAAAACAGGCGGCGAUCAUCGACGCCCAGAAAGCUGCUGCGGCCCAGGCCGGUCAGAAUUCGGCAGGAACCGCAAGCAGCAAGGACCUCACAAAGCAGUUGCAAUCUGGCUCCACAUCGCAAUCGUCGGCUACCGCUGUGCAUAAUCAGGUCAAAAAUCAACAGGGCAGCACUGCUUUAUUGCAAACAAGUGCGCGGGCGGGCGCCGCGCUCGUAGUAUCCUUCAGAUCCAGGGGAGGCAAGGCCGAGGAAAAAGCGUUGAAGCGUGCCAAAAAUCGAAUUAGCGACGGAGCAAAAGUCGGCGCUUUGAUGUCUGCUCAGCAUCAACGAUCCGGCGACGUUAUCGACCCUCGCACGGGAAAGCGCGUGGAUGGUGAUUUGCCUCCCGAGAAAGAGAUUU
Amoebophrya sp. A25 is the source of this 643-nucleotide messenger RNA. NCBI's taxonomy places the organism in Eukaryota, Dinophyceae, Syndiniales, Amoebophryaceae. The record is from the annotation of a GenBank genome assembly.